Messenger RNA from Vicia faba (fava bean), 1485 nucleotides. The record is from the annotation of a GenBank genome assembly. Lineage: Eukaryota; Viridiplantae; Streptophyta; Magnoliopsida; Fabales; Fabaceae.
AUGGCUUCUUCUAUCACACACUUACCAAACAAACCUAGCAUGAUGAAUCACAUUACAUUCUCACAAACUUUUCAUACAAAAACUCAUCCUUUUGGUCAAGUUUCAUUACCAAAUACUCCUUCUUUGAAAUCAUCAUCCAUUCUUGCUUCAAAUUUAGCUCUACUAGAUAUCGCACUUCCACAAAAUAUUUACCCUAAUACUAUUAACACCUCCAUUUCUACUAAAUACACACACAAAAUUGUUCCUACUACUACUAAUACUAAAAAUCUAGCAAAUAUUUGGAGAGAGAUACAAGGGUGCAAUAACUGGGAAAAUCUUUUGAACCCUUUACACCCGAUUCUUCGCGAAGAGAUUAUUCGAUAUGGAGAGUUUGUUACAUCUUCUUACAAAGCUUUUGAUCUUGAUCAAAACUCGAAACGAUACUUGAAUUGUAAGUAUGGUAAGAAGAGUAUGUUGAAGGAAGUUGGAAUGGAGAAUUGUGGAUAUGAAGUUACAAAAUAUAUCUAUGCAACACCACCAAACAUCAUUGAGAACAAUUCUUCUGGUCGGUGGAUUGGUUAUGUUGCCGUUUCAUCUGAUGAGUCUUACAAGAAGCUUGGUCGGAGAGAUAUAGUUAUAACUUUCCGCGGAACGGUUACGAAUCAAGAAUGGAUUUCGAAUCUAAUGAGUUCUUUGACUCCGGCUUCACUUGAUCCGAAUAACGAACUUCGGAACGUGAAAGUCGAAUCGGGGUUUCUCUCUUUGUAUACUUCAGAUGAGAGUUCUUCGAAGUUUGGACUACAAAGUUGUAGAGAACAACUUCUUUCGGAGAUUUCGCGGUUGAUGAGUAAACACAAAGGUGAGAAGAAUGUUAGUAUAUCUUUAGCAGGUCAUAGCAUGGGAAGUGCUUUAGCUAUUUUACUUGCUUAUGAUAUUUCAGAGCUAGGUUUAAACAAAAAGAGUGAUAGAAAUGAUGCUAGUGUUACUGUUUUUUCAUUUGGAGGACCAAGGGUUGGUAACUUAGAGUUUAAGAAAAGAUGUGAAGAGUUAGGUGUGAAAGUUUUGAGAAUAUCAAAUGUUAAUGAUCCAAUAACAAAGCUACCUGGUGUUUUGUUCAAUGAAAAUUUUAGGGUUUUGAUGGGAGGGAGAUAUGAGUUUCCAUGGAGUUGUUCUUGUUAUGCACAUGUUGGUGUUGAACUUAUGCUUGAUUUCUUCAAUGUUCAAAACCCUUCUUGUGUUCAUGAUUUGGAUACUUAUAUUGGUCUUCUUAGAUGCCCUAAAAAGAAGAUUGAACAAGUGAUUCAUAGUCAAAGUAAUGAUGAUGAUGAUGGUGGAAUUAACUAUUUGUUGGAGAAAGCAAAGAUGUUUCUAUUGAACUCAUCAUUAUCACAAGUUUUUGGAGGGAGAGGAGGAAAUCACCAUGAUUUUCUUAGUUCAAUUUCAAUGGACAUAAUGUGUUGUUGGAGUGAGGAACUAGUUUUUGGCCUUGUUCUUUUGUUGCUGUAA